ACUCACAGGCAGCAACUAGCUGCCCUUUAUAAACGUUGCUGAAGCCUUGCAUACUUCCUCACUGUGCUAGUUUCUCAGAAAAGAUGAAGCUCAUUUACAUGAUUUUGUUCAAAGCAGCUCUGCUGUUUUGUGUAAAGGGAUCUGCUGUGACAGAAGAUAGCACAGAAAGUGUUGGAGAAGAAAAGCUUAUUGAGGCAUGUUCCAUAAAGCUGAAAAACAGUGGGAAAUGUGAUGGAGAGGAAUGCCCCUAUCAGAUCAACUUGCCUCCAAUGACCCUCCAGCUACCCAAAAACCUUCGACUGAUUGAAAAGACCCUUAAAGAAGUGCAGAACCUUAAGGAAGUUGUAAACAAGUUGAAGAAAUCUUGCCAAGACUGCAAGCUGCAAGCAGACGACAAUCAAGAAAGAGAUAGCAAUGAGUUCUUGCCACCUGGCACAGAUGGUCCAACAGACCAAGGCAAAGUACAAGAUAACAAAGUCAAAGAAUUGCAGGGUAAGGUUUCCAAACUCUCAGUCAGUCUGAAGAAUGCAAAGAACGAGAUCCGCUCUUUACAGGGCAGGCUGGAGCAGAUGAACUUGAUAAACAUGAACAAUGUGGAAAACUAUGUUGACAACAGAAUAGCCAAUCUGACAUUUGCCGUGAACGUUUUGGGAGACAAAUGCUCUUCAAACUGUCCAGCCACACAACCAAAUCCAGUUAUACAGCUCCUACAAGGCGAUUGUUCCAAUUACUUUGCAGCAGGCAAACGGCAUAAUGGAAUUUACAAAAUUACUCCAGAUCCCAGAAAUGAGAGCUUUGAUGCCUAUUGUGACAUGGAAUCAAUGGGAGGCGGAUGGACAGUGAUCCAGAUGCGUCAAGAUGGCAGCACUAACUUUAACAGAACAUGGAAUGAAUAUAAGAACGGCUUUGGAAACCUCAGCAGAGAGUUCUGGCUAGGGAAUGACAAAAUUCACCUUCUGACCAAAAGCAAAGAUAUGCAGUUGAGGAUUGAGCUUGAAGAUUUCAACGGAAUCAGAGAAUAUGCAAAGUAUGAGCAGUUCUAUGUAGCCAAUGAAUUUCUCAAAUACCGUUUAAGCAUUGGCAGCUACAGUGGCACAGCUGGUGACGCCCUGCACUUCAACAAAUAUUACAACCAUGAUCAAAAGUUCUUCACCACCCCUGACAAAGACAAUGACAGGUAUCCAUCUGGAAACUGUGGAGCAUACUAUAGCUCUGGAUGGUGGUUUGAUGCAUGUUUGGCUGCUAACCUAAAUGGCAAAUAUUACCAUAAAAAAUACAAGGGGGUUCGCAAUGGGAUUUUCUGGGGCACUUGGCCUGGAGCUUCUGAAGAUAAUAUAAAUAGUUACAGACUGCCUUUUAAAAAGGUUAAAAUGAUGAUCAAGCCCAAAAGCUUUUUGCCAUGAAUCAAUUAAAAAAACAACAACCACGUAUUGGCGCCCCUUCCUCCCAGUAUAUCUUUCUGUAAAAAUUCUGACUGUAUAGGCAGCAAUUUCUAUUUUUGUAGCAAAUAAAGGCUAAAAUCCUCAA
Sceloporus undulatus (fence lizard) is the source of this 1527-nucleotide messenger RNA. RefSeq names its product fibrinogen like 2 (gene FGL2). NCBI's taxonomy places the organism in Eukaryota, Metazoa, Chordata, Lepidosauria, Squamata, Phrynosomatidae. Bases 84 to 1403 code for a protein of 439 amino acids. The record is from RefSeq and is a predicted model, not a curated record. The transcript is spliced from 2 exons.